Messenger RNA from Macrosteles quadrilineatus (aster leafhopper), 996 nucleotides. RefSeq lists its product as uncharacterized. The record is from RefSeq and is a predicted model, not a curated record. The transcript is spliced from 2 exons. The coding region runs from base 45 to 920 and encodes 291 amino acids. Lineage: Eukaryota; Metazoa; Arthropoda; Insecta; Hemiptera; Cicadellidae.
UCACUUUUUGCCGGGAAAAUCACAUUCACUCCCAACAGUCCAAAAUGGUCUCCAACGGAUUCGUCGCCCUCUUCGUCGCCGUCGCCAUCCAGGCCGCCGCCGCUCACUACUACGACGGCUGUGGCUGCGACCCCGUCCCCAGCUGCGAACCCGCCUACACCGUGGGCUGCUGCCCCGGCCCCGUCGUCGAGAAGAACACCGUCGUCAACAAGGCCGUCAACGUCCCCUACACCUACCAGGUCCCCACCUACUCCAAGAAGUGCUACCAGCAGCCCGCCGGUGUCGACAAGAAAGUCAUCCCUUCCACCUACGAGACUUGCCCCGUCUGCGAGACCUCCCAAACUAUCGUCAAGGUCCCCACUACUGACAUCGAGGUCCAGCAGACCCCUCUGUGCAAGAAGACCUGCACCACCAGCGAGUACAUCAUCCAGAUCCCCAUCGUCGAGACCACCUGCACCAGCACUCCUCUGUGCAAGAAGACCGUCAAGACCCAGGACAACCUUUUGACCACUUGCGCCAGAAAGACUUCCUGCGCCAAGCAGGUUUGCACCCAGAACAAGGUCAUCGAGACCCCCUUGACCAGCACUGUCUGCCAGGACUACCAGGGAUCUAUCUGCAAGACUGGUUGCAAGACCGUUAUCCAGCCUGAGAUCAAGAAGUCCUGCGUUCAGCUUCCUCCCUACAAGUGCCUGAAGCCCACUGGCUACUCUGCCCCCGCCUACGGUGCCUACGCUGACGCCGCCUACCCCGCUGCUUCUUACUACCCCGGCGCUUCUUACCCCGCCGAUUCUUACUACCCCGGUGCCUCUUACGCCGCCGACUCUUACUACCCCGGCGCUUCCUACUACUCCGGUGCCUACGACGGUGCCUACGCCGACGCUGUCUACCCCGCUGCUGCUCCCUGCGGUUGCGGCUGCUAAGUAACAAUCAUUUCACAAGACUGAACCAAAUUUUGGGAAUUAUUUUUGAAAAAUAUAAAUUAAUUGUUGAUGUAAA